CUCGGGAAUGCUCAGCCUCUGAUAAACUUACUACAAAGAGGCUCGCGGCACAGCAUCAACGUCGAGAUAAGACGCAUCAUAUGUCCUGUACUGUACCUGUACUUGUACGCCUAUCGCCCAACUACUAUAAUUCCCAAUAACCUUAUUUCCAAUAAAUGUCACGGUAAAUCUCUGCCAUCCAUGCGUGCGUGCCACCCUCGCGUACCACUCCCUCCCACGACAACUCGCACUACAGGUACAGCCUUGCUCCUGUGAUGGAAGACAUGGCUUCCAUUUCUCCCCCAAACCACCAGUCUAUCGACAACGGAAAUGGGAAUGGGCAGGCGUCGAACACCAAUACCACCGGUGCUGUUACCUCGACUAGUACCCCUCGAUCACGCAAAGUCGCCUGCGAUAUCUGCAGAGAGCGCAAAGCACGAUGUGAUCGUAACCAGCCUAGCUGUGGCAGAUGCAUUCGAUUUGGGAAUAAAUGCAAAUACUCCCCCUCCCCCUCGGAAAGAAACGAAGCGGGAAAGUUUGACGUAGCGCAUGCCUUGGAGACGCUAAAUUCACGGCUAGGUAUAUAUAUAUCCAUAUAUUUUUUGAAUCCUCUGCGUACAAAACCCGUACAGAAUCCCAUAUAUACCCUUUGAUCCAUUGAUGUUCAUAGAAAUACAUAAAGAGCUAACUCAUGCGUAUUAUUGUAGCACAAGCCGAAGCGAAGCUUGCAGUGCAACACCAACAUCAGCAUCCGCAGUCGGAUAUAAACCAGGCGGCGCCGUGGUCUGACUCCUUGUCUCGGCUGGAUUUCGACUUCAACUUUUCGCAGUUAAACACAGGUGGGGUGGAUAAUGGGGUUAUGAUCUGCUCUGCCGGGCCGGAUGAAAGUCUGAACGCCUUUUCCCACAUAGAUUUCCACGAUCCAAUUUUUGCGCAGGUGAUGAAUGAUUCGGAUUGGUAAGACUUCACGUCAUUCGUGUUGGUCAAAGUUGGAAGAUUAUUCCCAUACUGACGUUGUAUGGCGCUAGGCAAAACUGCACUAUAGACACGGACAUCGACAUGACUGUUUCCUUGAAGGAUCCUAGUUCAAGCUCCUCUUGGGAAACAAGUUUACUUGGUAAUCCUCAAAUGGUAUCAACGGACCCUAGAGAGCCAUGUUCAUCAGAAGUAAUGUUCACGCUGUAAGCAAGCUUCCAACCUGACUUGAAUACUUUAUCUGACAUAAAUGUUGCCAGUUUCGAACAGUAUUUCGACAUCCUACAUCCUUUAAUUCCCAUUCUGGACCGUGAUCGCUUCACCCGAGCGCUGAAUGAUCCAGCUAAGCAAUGCACUCUCCAAUUCAAGAGCCUCACAUAUGCCGUUGCCAUGCUUGGAGCUUCGGUUUCAGAGAAACACACCUACUUAGAAGAGGAAUUAUACUCCUCAUCGCGCACCUACUUGGAAAUUACUGAGACCCAAGAUAAAGGAGCCAACUUUUGGACGUUGGAAGCACUUCAAACCUGUGUUUUGACAAUUUGGUAUGAGUUUAAGGGAACAGGAUUUGCAAGGGCUUGGAUGUCUCUUGGUCGAGCUGUAAGACUUGGAAAGAUGGUGGGACUGCAUAGAAUAGACCGAAGUGAACCAAUGAAAGAGACGGACAGCUUCCAGCUUCCACUCCCAGAAACAGAAGACCAGGUGGAGUUGGAAGAGAGGAGGAGGACCUUCUGGGUGUUAUUUAUUUUCGAUGCCUACGCAAGUGUAAGAACGAAUUCUCCCAUGUCGAUUUGCGAGUCUGAGGUAUGUAUCCCAACUUUUUGAUGCUGUUAAUCAGGUAAUACUUUCGUAUUUUACAUGUUAUUUACUCACAAAUCCAGAUAUCUAUCACAUUACCAGCUGCUAGCUUUCCGCGAGGAACGGAUUCCUCGACGCCAAUGCCAUUCCUCCAAAAAUUAUCAGAUAUCACCGAUAAACACCCUAUCUCCCCUUUCGCUGGCAUAGUCCUCAUGAUCUCCCUACACUCUCGUUGUCUCCCACACUUCCAGGCUUCCAAAGAACAAGAUUUGUCAGGCUCGCAGGCUUAUCCUUUCUGGGUCCAGCAUUACAGUCUCGACAAGAAGUUGAAAGAAUGUGAGAAUCAUCUGAUGGGACACAUGACUGAGCUCCAACCUCUUGCGCUUGCCCUCCGGCUGAAUUUGUGUGCUGUUGGAAUAUCACUUCACGAGGUUGCGAUUGCCAAGGCACAGAGAGAGAAUUUGCCCAAGAGCUUGAUUACGGAGAGUGUGAACCGACUGAUAUCAGCAGCAAAUCAAAUGGUGGACGAUCUUCGGAUUGUGCCAAAUAUGUCUGCCAAAAACGUAAGCUCCCUCUUAAACCCCUUACUUAGGGAUCUUUUGAAACUUGAAACUAAUCUACGAUGGAUAUAGUUCAAGAUGUGGCAACACACAAGCACAUUCCUCAUGUGGCCUCUCUCCAAAGCGGCGGAGGUCCUCAUGGACCAAGUUAAGGCCUCCCACGGCGAUAUAGAAAAUAACAUUGCGUCGUUGCAACUGGUGCGUAAUGUAAUGGGUGAUUUUAGGGAUCCUAGUGGGCAUUGGAGGGGCAAGAUGAGUGAGGUUACGCUGCUUUUGGCGGAGAAGAGGAACGGGCCUAGGAAGAGGAAGAUGGGAAGUCUUGGGAGGGCACCUACCGUUUCCCCGAAGGAUGGUACUAUGGAGUAUUAAAUGAUGUAUAUGCCGUUUCUCGAUAUCAUUUUGGGUUUGUGGGUAAAAGCCGGGUUAUCUUUGCAUGGACCUUAAUAUUAAUCUCAAAUUAGCUGGGGAUAUCAAAUAUAAUCUAUAUUUACA
Hymenoscyphus albidus is the source of this 2801-nucleotide messenger RNA. The record is from the annotation of a GenBank genome assembly. Lineage: Eukaryota; Fungi; Ascomycota; Leotiomycetes; Helotiales; Helotiaceae.